Lottia gigantea (owl limpet) is the source of this 765-nucleotide messenger RNA. RefSeq lists its product as hypothetical. Gene Ontology annotation, molecular function: carbohydrate binding. The annotation marks the transcript as partial. The transcript has 5 exons. NCBI's taxonomy places the organism in Eukaryota, Metazoa, Mollusca, Gastropoda, Lottiidae. The record is from RefSeq and is a predicted model, not a curated record.
AGAUUCUCGAUCAAUUUCACUUCACACCCUGACACAGAUUUAAAGGACACAGCUCUGCAUUUUAAUCCCCGAUUCGAUGAGGGUUGUAUAGUCAGAAAUUCUAAACAACAUGGAGGUUGGGGAAGUGAAGAGAGACAUGCAGGUCUUCCACUUCAAAAGGGCACUCCUUUUGAAAUUGUCUUUGAUGUUCAUCCUCACAACUACAAGAUACAUAUUAAUGGACGCCAUUUCUGUGACUUCCAUCAUCGACUACCUAAACAAUCUGUUAAUUAUUUAGUUAUUUAUGGUGAUGUGGAAAUCAGCUUUAUUAAGUUUGAAGGUCAAAAAUUCAAUGCGAUUUGUUCCUACCUCUUUCAGGCUGUACCAUUAACAACAGGUAUUCCUGGACAAUUAUCUCCUGGUAGAAUGAUCCAUGUUAGUGGUGUACCAUAUUCUAAUCCCUCUAGAAUGACCUUUAAUCUGAUGUGUGGUUCUGACAAAGCUCUGCAUUUUGAUGUUAGAUUUAAUUAUGGAGACUCCCGUAAUGUGUGUGUUCGAACCCAUUGUCAAAAUGGUAAUUAUGGCCCAGAAGAGCGACAGCACUCUUUUUUCCCUUUCAUGCCCAAUGCUAGUUUUGAUCUGCUGAUUUUGGUGGAACCAUCUUGCUACAAGAUUGCUGUUAAUAAUCAACACUUCAUUGAAUUUCACCACAGAAUUCCUUAUCAGAAUGUUACAACAUUGAAUAUUGAGGGAGAUGUUCGUCUGACACAAGUUAGAUUUCAGUAA